GGGAGGCGCCGCUCGAGGGCCACGCGGUCGUCGCGCCCCGCCUCGUCGCCGCCGGCGCCGCGGCCCUCUGCUCACCCGACAAGAAGAAGGUCCCCGCCCCCCUCGCCGCCACCCCGAGCCCUCUCAAGAAGAAGCGCACUGGCGGCCUCACGCGCAGCCGCCUGAACAUGCUGGCCCGGCCGAAGAUCCGCAAGUAGAGAAGGACAGAGAGCUGCCAGCCGGCGUCGAACACGCGCGCGUAGAUGCCGCUUUGGACUGGCGGCGCUUUUUAUGCCACGCGGGCGAGGGCUCUCCCUGCCGCUCUGAUACAUGGAAGCACUGACCUUUCUCUCCCGUUCUUUCCACGAGCUACUACUACCACCGCCGCCGCCGCCGCCGCUUGUGCUGCUUACCGCGCUACCGCUACUACGCCCCACUCCUCCUCCUCGGCUCUCGCAUCGCAUACGGUUGAUUUCUGCACUGCAUUCGGGGGGGAGAAAAACGGCACGGCGACACGGGGCGUCGUCGUCGUCGUCGUAGGACCACGGAGAAGCUUCUCUAGAUGGAGACGGAUGCUUCUCCGCUGCUUGUCUGUUCGGGGGUCUUGUUUUUUAACCCCCUCCCGCUCACUAGCACACUGUUGCUGUUUUCCUAAGGGUACCUGUUGUUUCGGCGUUGGUUUGCAAGGUAUGGCGUGGUACUGCUGUUGCUCUUAUAGCUGCUCCUAGGGGCCUGGGCGGGGAUGGGAAUGGAUCAAAGGCUACGCUACGGCGCGCUCCCGCAUUCAAGGUCUUUCUUCCCGUGUAGAUACAUAGGGUUAGGUACCAAACGAUGGCAUGAGAAAUUUUAUGGUUACGAUCUUCUACAAUGGUGAAAUGUCGGGUUGGUAUCCCGCUCGGCGUCGUGUGUUUCUGGGAAUUGGUCCCCUCCCUUUUUCCACGCCCCGUCAGAUAUUACGUCGCAGUGAUACAUGCCCGUAUCGUUUUAAGAGGAGUGGUUUUCCGUCAUGCUGCGACCGGCUAUAGGUAUUUGAAUAACUACUCGGAAUAUCCGGUAUGGCUGGUAGUUAGCAUCCUGUGC
Molecule: messenger RNA, 1059 nt
Organism: Durotheca rogersii
Lineage: Eukaryota; Fungi; Ascomycota; Sordariomycetes; Xylariales; Xylariaceae
Exons: 1
Coding region: 243-707 (154 amino acids)
Source: RefSeq, a predicted model, not a curated record